CAUGGUGUAAUGCGAAGUGCCUCAACAAGUAAACACAAGAAGAUAUUUUUCGCAAUUGUGGCUGGUGGCAAAAGGAGCAAUAACAUGCUCACUCUCGACGUUUGCCAACCCAUAAUGCGAUGUCCUCACAAUUGAAAAUCCGUAUCCUGUACCGAGACGAGGUCUGGCCCAUCGACGUACGCGGUAGCGAUACUCUAGGAACCCUAAAAAACCGCAUUUACGAAAAAUGGAAUAACGUGGAACCCGAUCAACAGAAGCUCUAUCUCAACGUCUCAGCUGAAGACCGUCGCCAAAUGGCCAAGCCAGGGUGCGCUAGUGCCGUUAUAGCUGAGAAGGAGUUGAGGGGCAAUUCUACUACGUUGAAUUAAGAGUAGGUUAAAGGUGCUUGUUUUCUUACCGCUUUUUAUGCCUCUCCUAAGGGAGAAAGGCAUAAAAAGCGGGGUAAGCGAGCACCAAAAGCCUACCUCUAAUUGAAGGAGUUGCUUCAAGGAGCGGCGUCGAGUGCGAAUAACGAGAUUCUGGUGAGGAAACGAUUCUAG
Amoebophrya sp. A25 is the source of this 539-nucleotide messenger RNA. The record is from the annotation of a GenBank genome assembly. NCBI's taxonomy places the organism in Eukaryota, Dinophyceae, Syndiniales, Amoebophryaceae.